Molecule: messenger RNA, 1589 nt
Organism: Pogona vitticeps (central bearded dragon)
Lineage: Eukaryota; Metazoa; Chordata; Lepidosauria; Squamata; Agamidae
Source: RefSeq, a predicted model, not a curated record
AUGCCGAUAGAGGAAGGAUCAAAGUUGCCAACCCAGUGGUGGAGAUGGACGGUGACGAGAUGACCCGAAUCAUCUGGGCCUUCAUCAAAGAGAAGCUGAUCCUGCCCAAUGUGGAUGUCCAGCUGAAGUAUUUUGACUUGGGGCUGCCCCAUCGGGACCAGACGGAUGACCAGGUCACGAUUGACUCGGCCCUGGCCACCCAGAAGUACAGUGUGGCUGUCAAGUGUGCAACCAUCACCCCCGAUGAGGCCAGAGUGGAAGAAUUCAAGCUGAAGAAAAUGUGGAAAAGCCCUAACGGCACCAUCAGGAAUAUUCUGGGCGGGACAGUCUUCCGAGAACCAAUCGUCUGCAAGAACAUUCCUCGCCUGGUUCCUGGUUGGACAAAGCCUAUCACCAUUGGCAGGCAUGCCCAUGGCGACCAGUACAAAGCCACAGAUUUUGUUGUGGACAAGUCGGGGACAUUUAAGAUCAUUUUCACUCCCAAAGAUGGCAGCGGAGUCAAGGAGUGGGAAGUCUACAACUUCCCCGGCGGAGGCGUCGGCAUGGGCAUGUACAAUACGGAUGAGUCCAUCUCCGGCUUCGCCCACAGCUGCUUCCAGUAUGCCAUCCAGAAGAAGUGGCCCCUCUACAUGAGCACCAAGAACACCAUCCUCAAGGCUUACGAUGGGCGUUUCAAGGACAUUUUCCAGGAAAUCUUUGACAAGCACUACAAGACCAAUUUCGACAAACUCAAGAUCUGGUAUGAACACCGUCUCAUUGACGACAUGGUGGCCCAGGUGCUGAAGUCGUCGGGCGGCUUUGUCUGGGCUUGCAAGAACUAUGAUGGCGACGUCCAGUCUGACAUCCUGGCCCAAGGAUUUGGCUCCCUGGGCCUCAUGACAUCCGUUCUUGUGUGCCCGGAUGGGAAGACCAUUGAAGCUGAGGCUGCCCACGGUACUGUCACGCGCCAUUACAGGGAGCACCAGAAGGGCAAUCCCACCAGCACCAACCCCAUUGCUAGCAUCUUUGCCUGGACACGAGGCCUAGAGCAUAGGGGCAAACUGGACAACACCCCGGAUCUCAUCAAGUUUGCCCAGACUCUGGAGAAGGUCUGUGUCGAGACGGUGGAGAGCGGGACAAUGACAAAAGAUCUGGCCGGCUGCAUCCAUGGAUUAAGCAAUGUGAAACUGAACGAGCACUUUGUGAACACCACUGACUUCCUGGACGCCAUCAAGAACAACUUGGACAAAGCGCUGGGCAAGGAGUAGGAGAAGCAUUCAGCAGCUGCCUUCCCAGGGAGGCUGGAAAGAGCCGGGAGGCACUCAGUGAAGGUGUUUUACCUCAUUUUUUAACAGAAUAAGCUCCGGCCAUUCAACCAGGAAAACAUUUUUAUAAGCUGUUUUCUGAUGGUUGUUUUUUUUAGACUCUUUUUAGGUGGCCCGCAGGGGCCCAAGAACUUAUCUGGCUGGCUUGGGGGGGGAGGGGAAGGCUCAGUGCUAGUCUCCCCACCUUGAACGGCAGCGAUGAAGGUUCUGUGCUGUAAUUUAUGUCUGGUGGUUCAGGCCCCAAGGGGCCCAAGAGAACGAUUAAAGCAUAGCUUUUACACCCUG